AUGGCCUUCAUUUCGUUCGUUGGAAGGCUUCUCUUCGCUUCUGUCUUCCUUCUCUCUGCUUGGCAAGAGUUCAGUGAAUUUGGUGUGGAUGGCGGACCCGCAGCCAAGUCUCUGAGACCCAAGUUCGAUAUUUUCUGGAAUCAUCUAUCAACUCACACUGGUUUGAAAGAGCCCCAACAAUUUGAAAUCCAACAUUUAUUGGCGGCCACAAUAGCCUUGAAGGGCAUCGGGGGUCUUCUCUUCAUCCUUGGUUCUUCUCUUGGAGCCUAUCUGCUGCUUCUGCAUCAGGCCAUCGCCACUCCUAUCUUGUACGACUUCUACAACUAUGAUCCUGAGAAGACCGAAUUCAAUCAACUUUUCCUCAAGUUUACCCAGAAUUUGGCAUUCUUUGGGGCUCUGCUGUUUUUCAUAAGCAUGAAGGCGUCGAUACCAAAGAGGCAACUCAGAAAAAGAGCUCCCAAAGCAAAAACUACAUGA
Messenger RNA from Prunus armeniaca (apricot), 477 nucleotides. NCBI's taxonomy places the organism in Eukaryota, Viridiplantae, Streptophyta, Magnoliopsida, Rosales, Rosaceae. The record is from the annotation of a GenBank genome assembly.